This is a messenger RNA of Nerophis ophidion (straightnose pipefish), 2234 nucleotides long. RefSeq names its product deleted in malignant brain tumors 1 protein-like. The coding region runs from base 331 to 2121 and encodes 596 amino acids. Lineage: Eukaryota; Metazoa; Chordata; Actinopteri; Syngnathiformes; Syngnathidae. Gene Ontology annotation, cellular component: cell surface. The transcript is spliced from 12 exons. The record is from RefSeq and is a predicted model, not a curated record.
AUGGAUAGUCCUCCCAACAAGUCUUCCCCAUGGCCUCCUACCGGUUGGACGUGCCCUAAACACCUCCCUAGGGAUGCGUUCGGGUGGCAUCCUGACCAGAUGCCGGAACCACCUCAUCUGGCUCCUCUCCAUGGAAAAUGUUUUUUGGGAUGAAUAAAAAAAAUGUAGAUAAAGUAAAGAAAAUGCAUGAAAAAUGUGCUUACAAUGUUAAGCAAUGAUAACUUAUCGGGUGGAGUAAAAUAAAUAUUGAGAAAAGCACUAAUAAAACAAGGUAAAUGUAAUCAGCAUAUUUGAUAUUACGUGUGCCUGAAAGCCAUCGUUUCCUCUUUUAUGAUCGCACAGCAGGUGUGUGUUUCUCAUCCGCGUGUGACGUUUUGGGCAGAUUUAUGGCCAACUGGGCUUAUAAAAACCAUCCACUUGGGCCCAGGGACCAGGUUUGGAACUCGAGUCGCAACAAUGUGGACGCUCUUGCUUCUUUGUGUCCUCGCCGUUGUCUCGCCUGGUGCGCAAGGUGAUGAUGCUGCAGUACGGAGAACUUCAGCUCAGCCCUCGUGUCGCUACAACUGCGGCAGGCACAUGGGAAGCUGCUCCUGCUACAGCUCUUGCGUGAUCUAUGGCGAAUGUUGCCGUGACUACCACAAUUACUGCCCAAGCACGACUGAGCCACCACGCAGCACCACAGGUAAGGCACCAUGCACCAUUCUUCCAGUAAAUAGUCACCAAUUAGCUGACAUUCUUUCAGUAAAUAGUCACCAAUUAGCUGACAUUCUUCCAGCUCAGCCCUCGUGUCGCUACAACUGCGGCGGACACAUGGGAAGCUGCUCCUGCUCCAGCUCUUGCCAGUACUAUGGCAACUGUUGCCGUGACUACUACUCACAGUGCUCUGACACUACUGAGGUGCCGACCACGGCCCAGCUGUGUGGAGGCUCCAUGUUUGGAUCUGGUAUCUUCUCCAGUCCCAAUCACCCUGGGUACUACCAAAACAAUGCCUACUGCGUGUGGACUAUCAGAUCCUCGCAGAGCCAGAGAGUCCUGCUGACGUUCCCUUACCUGCAACUGGAGAGCUGCUGUCACUGCGACUACAUUUCAGUCUACGACGGUCCGUCCGUCAACUCCCCGUAUUUGGGAAAAGCGUGCGAGAACGCCUCCAGUGUCUUCUACUCCACCUCUAGCCACAUGACUGUGGUAUUUCGGAGCGACGGCUCGGGGAGCGGGAGAGGAUUCAGGGCGGAGUUCAACAGCGCUCUGCCGCAGAACUCGGGUAAAGUGAACUGUUCUUCGAACGACAUGACCAUCGUGAUCGGCAGGAAAUACCUGAACUCUUUGGGUUACGACGGCCACAGCCUCUACCUCAACAACCAAAACUGCAGACCCACUGUUUAUGCAAACGAAGUGGUCUUCAGUUUCGGUGUCAACAGUUGUGGUACCGGUCGAAAGUUUGAGAACGGCAGAGUGGUGUACACCAACGCCGUCCGCGCCUACACGUCCAGCUUCGGUGACAUCACUCGCAUGGCCAACUUAAAAAUCAACGUGGUCUGUCGGAUGGAUCAAGACUCGGUGGCGCAGUUUAUGUACCUGGGACAGAACCACGACAACGCCACUAUCACAGGGACGGGCAAGUUCAACACUUCUGUGGAUUUCUACACACACAGCAACUUCUACUAUAAGGUGACAGAAUUCCCAUACAAAGUGUCUCUCAACCAAGAUCUGUACGUCCAGGUGGACCUAGGGGGAGGGGACAGCUCCCUGGUCAUUUUCCUGGACACCUGUGUGGCCUCACCAUCACCUUAUGACUUCCAAAGUACAACCUACAGCCUGCUCCGUAAUGGGUGUCCUGUCGACAACACCUAUCAGUCCUACGCCAGUGGCUCCGCCCGCUACGCUCGCUUCUCAUUCAAGGCCUUCCAGUUCCUGCGAAGCGCCGAGAAGGUCUACCUCCAGUGCAAGGUCCUGAUUUGUCAAAACAACGACUGGAACUCUCGCUGCCGCCGGGGCUGCCUCAAACGCAAGGCCAGGGACGUCGGCGCCGAACACGAGAGCCAGACUCGGGUCCUGGGUCCCAUCCAGCUCGUAGAGCCCGGCGAAAAGGAAGAGGAGGCUGCAGAAGAGGAUCAAGUUUAAUUUGAUCAGUUCAACUCAUUCUAAUUAUAAACAUUUGUUUAAUAAACAUACUCACCCUUUGUAUACUUUACAAUACCUGAUUAAAAGCUGCUUCAAAGACAACCCCAGUAUUU